AUGAGUAUUAUCUCUUGGAAUUGUCGGGGGCUCGGCAAUCCCACAAGGAUUCAAGUUUUAGUUGAUAUAAUCCGCACAAAGAGGCCAGUUAUUUUCUUUCUUAUGGAAACUAGAUUGUGUUCUGCUGCCAUGGAGAAAAUAAGAGUUACCUUGGGUUUUGAGAGUCUAUUUACAGUGGAUAGCGUUGGCUUAAGUGGUGGAUUAGCAAUCAUCUGGAAAAAAGAAGUGGAACUGGAUAUUCUUAGUUUCUCUAGAAACCACAUUGAUGCAUCCAUUAAAUCAGAAAUUUCUAUUUCCCCCUGGCGUUUCACUGGCUUCUAUGGUUGCCCGGAGAGAAUCAGAAGGAAAAACUCAUGGAAUCUUCUAAAGCACCUGUCGCACCAAUACACUCUACCUUGGAUUCUAAUGGGAGAUUUUAAUGACCUCCUACACGAAAGUGAGAAACUGGGCAGAAUUCAGCACCCUCAAUGGCUCAUCCAAGGAAGAGUCACCGUGAACUGGAUCCGUGAAAAACUUGAUCGCAUCCUUGUACACAACCAGUGGUUGGAUCUCUUUGGUGAAGCUAGGGCAAAAUCCUUUGAAGCAGCUUGCAGCGAUCAUCUCCCGCUUGCUCUAUGGUCGUUGUCUUCGGUUAGAGUAAGGAAACGUAGGAAAUUCAAAUUUGAGAAUUGUUGGUUAAAGGAAACUCAAUGCCAGGAGAUUGUGUCUCGAAGUUGGGAAAUAUCAGUGGGUCUUAAUCUCUGCGACCGGUUUGAAGUAUGUAGCCAAGAAAUCUGGAAGUGGGGUAAGGACUUCAACAAAAAUCUACAACCUCAAAUUGACCACUUCCGAUCUCAGCUUGGGCGUUUAAGGUCUAGAACUGAUAGUCAAGUAAUAAUCAGAAUAGAGCUCUUUUUGAGGAGAUUCUCUAGAGAUGAGAUUAAAAAGGCAGCGUUUGGAAUGCAUCCUGAUAAGAGUCCGGGAUUUGAUGGAUUAAAUCCUAGGUUUUUUCAAAGUUACUGGGAUAUUCUAGGGGAAAGCAUUGUUCAGCUUUGUAAUGAAUUUCUAAGGUCUGGUAAGCUCCCUAAAGGACUAAACACCACCCAAAUCGUCCUAAUCCCAAAAAAGUCUGCUCCGGAAACCAUGGCUGAUCUUAGACCGAUAGCAUUGUGUACAGUGGCUUACAAAAUUCUUGCUAAGGCAAUGGCAAACAAGAUAAAAAUUCUUCUUGAAGAUAUUAUCUCAAAUAAUCAAAGUGCUUUUGUUCCAUGA
Messenger RNA from Ipomoea triloba (trilobed morning glory), 1251 nucleotides. RefSeq lists its product as uncharacterized. The transcript has 3 exons. Lineage: Eukaryota; Viridiplantae; Streptophyta; Magnoliopsida; Solanales; Convolvulaceae. The coding region runs from base 1 to 1251 and encodes 416 amino acids. The record is from RefSeq and is a predicted model, not a curated record. Gene Ontology annotation, molecular function: catalytic activity.